UUAUGAAAUAAUGUGCUUUUAAUGAGUAGUAAUAGUCAAGAGCAUGGUUUCCAUCUGCCUGUGAUAACUUCCUGAUAAACUUCAGAAGGCUGCCACUCAUUUUGAGCAUGGAUAAUCCAGUGAACUCAUUGUUGUAAGACGGUGGAAAUUGCCAGCCUAAGCCCUGUUGAGGAUUCUUGAGCAAACUGGCUAAGAAGGAACAGGUGGUUUCUGAUGAUGCCUGUUCGCUGAUUGAGUUAUACCUACUACUUGAGGGAAGCAAACAUGUUAUGCAUAUUAAGAAUCUCUAAGUAGGCUUAUUGAUGACCUCCAGAAUGAAUUCUCCAAAAAAUGUAUUCCAUUUUUAGUAAGUUUUGCUUCCUGUUAAAGUAGUAGUACCUGAGAAAAAUUGCGUCACACUGACACGUUUUGACAUUAUCGGUAAGCCGUUUUCUUUUUUAUAAUUUGAUUUGUAUGCUAGAGCAGGGAUCUGCAAACUACGGCCCGUGGGACACACCGGCCCACGGCCUGUUUUUGUAAAUAAAGUUUUAUUGGAACACAGCCACACCCCUUGUUUAUUAAUCAUCGUCUAGGACUGCUUUUGCACAACAGUGGCAGAGUUUGAGUAGUCCCAACAAAGACCAUGUGGCCUGCAAAUCCUACAGUGCUUAGUGUCUGGCCAUUUACAUGAAAAGUUUGUUGACCCCUGUGCUAGAGUAUAAUCUAAGACUGGUUUUUUAAAUGCUGGAAAAACUGCAGUCUGGUUAGCCAACUGCCAGUUAGUUAUUACUGACGAGAUUUUGUUUUUAGUUUGACAUUUAAAUUUUAAAAAAUUUCUACCGGAAUGAUAAAAUAGGGUAUGUUGGGUAAAAGAAGAGUGUAAAAUGAUUUCAGAUAUCCAGAUUUUUCUCUCUCAAAUCUUCAUUUGCAGACAACGUAGGCAUUGAAACAUUUAUCUGUAGGCAUUUGUCUUUGGAUGUCAAAAAGCUGUUUGCUGAGGUGGGAUGCUGAUAAUUAUCAACUCUGGAAAGAAUUACCCAAAGGAAAAUACGUGAGAGUGGAGUGCGUUGUUGCAAAUAAAACUGUGCUGGAUCUUUUAGGAAAACAUUUCCUCCUGACCCUUAAAUGUCUCUAAAAACAUGUGCCAAGAAUUCAUUCUAGCAGCAGACGACACACCCAAAAUGCUGAGCUUGAGUCCACAGAGCUGCCUCUUUCCCCGUCACUUUUUCCUGUAAGGCUUAGUUUAUUUUCUUCUGAAUGCCGGUUCACGUUUCCCUGGUUUCUCACGGAAUAAAUGACGUUCCCCAUCCCUCGCCCCACCUCACCCACCGCCCAGCCCCCGAGACGCAGAAGACCACUAGAAACGUUCCCCUCCCUGGUCAUUUCAUUCUGUUGCCUGAAGAUGAACUGUUCGGCAAGGCUUAUGACCUUGUCACAGGAGGAAGUUCCUCCCACCCAGCUUUGGUAACACGGUCUAAACAACUCACACCGGAGCGGCUAAUAGUUCCACAGGCAGCGUUUCCAUCAGCACGCGAACUGCAGAUGGCAGCGUGGACAGGGAGGGGCUUCGUCUUCCUGAGUUGAGACUUGCCCGCUGGCUGCCUCGAGUGUACUUUCUUCCAGCGAAUGUUUGCAGUCAGAGAGAGAGCUUGGAGUAAAUGACACUCUCAGGAAAAACAAAAUAGCAAACCCGCCUCGACAGGGGUCUGCUUUUGUGACUGCCGUUUGGUAAAUGUAUCAGUAGGUGUGCAAUUUCAUUGGAUAUUCUGUUUUGUUUUGUUUUUUUUCAAUUGUCUUUGUACCUAUGAUUGAAAACGGUAGUUGGUCUAUGACUGUUGAGGAGAGGGAGAACCGGAGACUACAGGAGGCCAGCAUGAGGCUGGAACAGGAGAACGAUGACCUCGCCCAUGAACUGGUCACCAGCAAAAUUGCUCUGCGAAAUGACUUGGAUCAGGCAGAAGACAAGGCGGAUGUGUUGAAUAAGGAGCUCCUCCUGACCAAACAGAGGCUGGUGGAGGCUGAAGAGGAGAAGAGGAAGCAAGAGGAAGAGACUGCACAGCUGAAAGAAGUCUUUCGGAAACAGCUGGAGAAGGCAGAAUAUGAAAUAAAGAAGACCACUGCGAUCAUCGCUGAGUAUAAGCAGAUCUGCUCCCAGUUAAGUACCAGACUGGAGAAACAGCAAACAGCCAGCAAGGAGGAGCUGGAAGUGGUAAAGGGUAAGAUGAUGACGUGUAAACACUGCAGUGACAUUUUCAGCAAAGAGGGCACUUUGAAACUAGCGGCCAUCAGCAGAGAGGACCAGGGGAUCGAGCCGGACGACGAGAAGGACUCCCUGAAGAAGCAGCUGAGGGAGUUGGAGCUGGAAUUGGCGCAGACCAAGCUGCAGCUGGUGGAAGCUAAGUGCAAAAUCCAGGAACUUGAACAUCAGAGAGGAGCCCUUAUGAAUGAAAUCCAAGCUGCAAAAAACUCUUGGUUUAGCAAAACCCUGAACUCUAUCAAAACGGCCACGGGCACCCAGCCGCUGCAGCCACCACAGGCCACCCAGCCACCCAAGGAGAGCACAUAGUUCCAGCCUCGCCCGAGCACAAGAGCACAAUGAUCAAAGUGACAGAAACCCAGGAGGACUCUCCCCAGUGUCCCUUUGAAGGAAAGUAAAGGAGGCCAGAAAGCAAACCAGAAUCUUUCAGUAGCUCUCUUUCUUGUUUGAUACUUUUUCAAAGGGAUGUUACUUAAACUGCCCUGACUUAUGUUGAAUACCUGUUUUCGAGCUUCUUCAUGGGAGGCCACGUUCAGUUCCAUCAUAGUGAUUACACAUUAUUUUAUAUGCCUGAUGUUUAGUUGGAAAUAAGUAAUUCAGAACUAAAUGCCUUUUAUUUAGAACUAAUUAUUCAUAAUUACUUUUAUCUUCCAUAAAAAUGGAGAUGUCUUUUAUUCCAAGGUUGAAGUGAUAAGAUGAUAUUUGUCACAGCAAAUAAAAAAAAAGAAGAAGAAAGAAAGAAAAAAAGAUUGAAACCGAAAGCUCUUAACUUUUCAGGACUUAUUCACAGAAAGCACACUGUGGGGCCAUUCGUGACGACCAUCAGGUUUCUUCCCGAAAGUGAUUCCCUGGAUAACGAUAAUCCUGUCCAAAGAGUAAACCUGGGAUUGAGCAGUCCCCAAAAGGAAUUAGUUUAUUUUCAUUUUCUGUUGGGUAUAUCUGGAAAUGAAAUGGCAAGAAUCAUAGAAUAAGAUAGACUAUUGACAAUACACGCUAGAUGAAAGGCCCUGGGAUUUUGAUAAACGCAGGAGAAGAUAAACCAUUUGGCCCUAGUAUUCUAACGGCUCCUUUUGAGAAACUGCAUGGGGAUUGCAUAUUCCUAAGUAUGAAUACUUGCAGCAAACGUGAAGUCAGGAGGGUCUAGUGCAAGCUGCAGCAUUAGGGAACCUUUACCAGACAAGCCUAGAGAGGCCCAGGUUCAGGCACUGUGCUUAAAAUGAAAUAGAGAACCAGGGACAGAGUAUUUCAUUUGAUAUUGACAUAUAUUUGCCAAGGAAACACUAAUAUACUGUAGCUUUUUAAAGUUAUGAAAUGGGAAAUACAGGCCAGCUUCACAUCAUCUUAGUUUACUGUUGGGCGACUUUUCCUGAUUUCUGUAUCUCCCUACAAAUGUGCCCUUGGUACCCGAGAGGAAGAGAUGUGAAUGCAUUGGUAACAUUUUUGAUUGAAUACAAAACCUUUAUAGAAAUACUUAUCUCCUGGAAAGGGAAAGCUAGUGUUUAAAAGUUGGUGGAAAUAGUUUUUUCAAUGAUAUUUAACAUGUCUAUGUGGAUCGUCCUUGCAGGAAAUCCUUUGGUAAGGACAAAACCAAUUUUCCCAUCUUCUAAGCUAGUUUGGAGGCCUUCGGUCCUUUGCACCACCCAAACUGCUGCCAGCACGUACAAUAACAUUUAGUGAUACUCAUCCUUGGCUUCAUUGUUGAACACGUUCUUAGCAAGGACCUUAAACUCUGUAGUGCCACAGGGAUUCUCGUCUGUGCCACAUGUUGCAAUUAAGAGUAACACAUUCUUGGAAGUAAAAAUUAAGGAAGAGCCAUCUCGACUCCGGGAGCACGUGCUACAAGUUGCUCGUGGUAGAUCCUUUCCUCCAAAAUGAUCAUUAAACUCUAAAAAGUUAAGUCCCCUUCACUUGUGUUUAUAUCAUCUACAACCCAUGAAACCGAUAUGGAUGUUAGCCUUCGUUACACUCAUCAAAUAAUACUUUUUUUACAGAAUUAUUUGUUUGGUCCUGACAUCUUUCAUUAUAAUAUUCAUUUCCUUGUACCAAAAAGAAAAUAAUCCAGCAUUCUUGAGUGUGUGUUGACUAAUAUUCCUUACUCGGUGAUUUAGCAAAGGUAAUCUUUUUGUUGUUGUUUAAAUAUAAUGGCUAGAAAAAUUGCAUCUUGGUACUUGUUUCUGUAAAUCAUUCAGUAUAAUUUUUUAGCUUUGCUGGUACUUUAUGCUCUUAUUCCAGGAAGCCUUGUACAAGUUGCCUUAUGAAAUGGCCAGCUAAAUUAAAGAUGUUCUUUUGUGUUUUGUGACUCUCAUAGUUUUCCUGUAAGAGCUCUUUUUAACCUCCAAAAAUCAGCAUAUUCCACAGAAUGCCUAAAUUGCAGUAUUUUCCUUACAUCACAGUUGAAGGACAAAUAGAAUGGCUGUGGGUUCAGUCCUUACCUGUACACCUGGCUCAGUUCCAGAGCCCCUAACAUCUUUUUUUCUUUAAACAAAAUCACCAGGUACCUGCAUUCCAAAUGUGUAAUGUCUUUUGAAUUUUCUCUUAACUCUUUCAAAAGAUUUUAAUGGCCAUCUAUAGAUUUUUUUUUCUUCUCCAGUUCCAUAUCAUACUUAGGUACGUGUAUUGGUACCAUAAGUCUGAACUGUUCCUUUGUGCAAUGCCUUUGGGUCAGUAGCAAUACUAAAGACAGAAAAUUCAAAAUUUGGUAUAGGAUGUGAUUAUUCAUUCAAUAUGUUCUCAUAGCACUCUCCCAAACCACAUAUCCUUCCCCACAUACAGUUUGCAAACUUGUGCAUCCUGGUAUUAAGUAACUGCUAGUUUUAAUUUCACUUAUUUUGAAACAUAUUUGAAAAUUGCCACUCUUCUCUUGAAUUUCUUUUAGAUAUCAACUAACCCAAAUAUCUAGGAAAUUUCCAAAUAUUCUAGAGUGUUUUUUUGUCUUUUCCUAGGAUAUGUUGUAGAAAACAUUCCUCCAAAAAAUCCAACAUUUGCAGAAUUCUAAAGAGUGAUGAUUUCUUCUUUCAUUAAAUUCUGCAGAAUAAAUUAAGGGAAUGAAUUUCAAUUUCAUAAUUCAGUUCAUUAGCUUUUGUAUCUCGAGACUCUUGUUUAACACAUUCUUUCAAGCUGAAAGAAACCAGGCUGAAUUUUGCGGUGCACAUGUUUGCUAGCUUCCCACGUCCCAAGCUAUGGCACAAUUUGGUUAUAUUUAGUUACAUAUAAUUUAAUGCAAAGAUAUUCUCAGUUACCUAAUGUCCUGUUUAUGAGUGCUUAUCAGAAACACUAAUAGGAAUGUCAUAUGGGCCUACGACCUCUCUUUCCAUAUAUAACCUCUCUCUCUUUCCCGCUCCCAGCUAGUAAGUUAGUAAUUUCUCCACUGGUCGUCUUAAAUUUCCAUAGUAAAGUACAAAAGCAAUCUUUGCACUGAUGUUGGGAUAUUUAAUAAUAAUAGUUAUCUUGUUUCAUAUUUUUUCCAAAAUUUUCAUUCCUUUAUACUAUGUAUUAAUAUUUAUUUUUCUCAAACACCUCCUCCAUUUCCUUAAAAUAUUUAACAGUUAAUAGCUAUGGCUUUAUUUUCCAGAGGAGGUGAGAAAAACAAGAGAAUACACAGUUUAGGGUGUGAGAUGAGAAAUCCUUAAAGGAGUUGAUUUGUUACUGAGGAUGAAGAUCAUGUAUCUAACUAAUGUAAGGGAUCUUGUUUUCUGUAGCUGAAAUCAGCCUAAUUAUCCUGCCAGAGUGGUUGUGUGAUUUCAGGACCUCUUUAAGGGAAAAAUUUAAAAAUAAAUUAAAAAAAUUAAAUACCUGGUUUGUUUUCUCUCUCUGGGAAAGAACACUUUUAAUUACUCAGCAAGAGGAUUCUAUUGUACAACUUCCUCGUUAAAACGAACCACAAAGUCUAAAAUAGCUCUGCUUUUCUUGCUUCAGUUACAAGUAAAUGAGACAGUAGACCAACUCUGUUGUUUAACUUGAACACCGUUAGAUUUGCGUGUGCGUGUGAGUGGUAGGGUUCCACAGGGAGCAUCCCUGCCUUUUUUGUACAGCCAGGUACCGUGCAACUGAAUACAGCCGAGGCCAACCAAAAGUCUAGUGGCCCGUAUCUCCUACUACCAGAUACAGAACUGUCUUUCCCUCUGGUUGCCAUGCUGACGUCACGCUGAGCUGGAACUGUUCUAGAACACCUUUCCUUUCGCAAAGUGACAUCCGUGUAAUACAGGCAAAGCCCUUAAUCUUAGGAAUUCCCCUCUCUCCCGAAAGUUAACCAAAAUGAACACCUCCAUGUGGGCUGUACCUCCACAGCUGAUGAUCGUGAGAUGUGAGGAGAAAAGUAGAUGUUUACAAGUAGCUUAGGGACUACAGUGGGCUGUCAGGUGUUCCCUUCCCGGCUUCCAUCUAAAAGACUGCACGGCCAGUGUCUCUCCGAAUGAAUUUGUUACAUGUUAUAAAGACAUCAUCAACAUGUCCAUUCUCUCCACCUCCGUCCUUAGUCUGUCAUUAGUAGUAUUCUGAAAACUUUAAGAAAAAAGCAUCGUUGAGUAAAAACCAAACAUUUUAAAGUUAUUUUCCUUUUUCAUUGGCAAUGAGUUAAAACAUGUAAAAUCUUUUCCAUUAAAAUGUAACGUUUAAUAACUAUAUUAUAUGUGGAAUAAAGUAUGAGGAAACUCAAUUAUAAGUAUAUAAAUGCAUCAGGACUCUGGUGUCAUGCAAGCACAAGAAUAAAGCUGGAGAUGGUCCCAGAAUCCAAGAUGACCCAAUAGCCUUUUGCAUCACUUUCUCCAUUUUUGAUGUUUUGCAUAAUGUCUGGAUCCUCGGUUCAAACGAAGGAAGAACUUUCUCAAUGAGCAUCACUUCCUUUCUUUCAACUCCUACCUUUCCCUUGCUGAGGAGGUAGCAGAAAUUCUGUACCAUUUAUUUUUAUGAGUUCUGUGAUUUUGCCCAUGACUUCUCUGAUGAAAACAGGUUCUAGAAGAAAGGAGUUGAUUGUAGUGCUGACUACAAAAGAAACAUGGAUGAGCAGCCUCUGUGAACACUGACCAAUUCGAUGUUUCCAUAAUUCCAUGUAUUAUGUAUAGUACAUGCUAUCUGUAAAUGUAAUGCUUGUUAAGAAAAGUGCAAUUUAUUGUACAUUGUCCCAAGAAAUGUUUACUUUUUUAACAGUUAUGAACUUGGAUUAGUAUCUUGUUUUCAUGUGUGAAUGAAGCCUUGUGAAAUAAACAAAUUCAACCAAAAGGUGA
This is a messenger RNA of Leopardus geoffroyi (Geoffroy's cat), 7458 nucleotides long. RefSeq names its product RAB GTPase activating protein 1 like (gene RABGAP1L). The record is from RefSeq and is a predicted model, not a curated record. NCBI's taxonomy places the organism in Eukaryota, Metazoa, Chordata, Mammalia, Carnivora, Felidae. The transcript is spliced from 7 exons. Bases 1784 to 2545 code for a protein of 253 amino acids.